AUGGCGUUGUCGACACCGGCCAGCGUAACGGCGUUGUGGCAGCGAUGCGAAGAGAUGGGAUGGGACACCAAUUUCACAAUCAAGGAGUCUGCAAGCGGUUCUUAUAUUAUCCGCUGCCUUGAAAACGAAGGCCAAUGUUUGAAUUGGCAAGGGUGUGAACUCAAACCGCAGUUCUCGCCGGACUUCGCCAAGGUCAUGUCUGGGUGGGCAGAACACUGCAUCGGGAACGAGAAGCAUUGCAAGGCCAGAGAUGAGCGCCUGAGGGACCGUCGCUGCGUGCUCAUCGAAACCGCCAACUUCACCAAAAUACCGCAGCUUGCCGGUCUCUGGGAGAGGGAUCUCGUUAAGGUGGUACCCGCCGCCUGGCAAUCAGUCCGUCCGGUCGAAUCGACUCCUGCCGCUGGUCCGAUUCCUACCACUGGUCCGAAUCCUCCCAACGGAUCGCCCUCUCCUGCCGCUGGUCCGACUCAUACCACUGGUCCGAAUCCUCCCAACGAAUCGCUCACUCCUGUCGAACCUCCCAACGGAUCGCCCUCUCCUGCCGCUGGUCUGACUCCUGCCACUGGUCCGACUCCUCCCAACGAAUUGCCCACCCCUGUCGAACCUCUCAUCACUCCGCAACCCAUGCCUCUUGGCAAAGCUCAAGCCGAACCUGCCACCUCAAAGGAAUCCCCGAGUUCUGAGGGUCCAGAUGAGGAUUCAGAUGAGGACGAUCAUGAGUCCAAAUGGGGCUCAGAUUCAGAGGUCGAGUCGGUAGCCAGUGACGAUGAAAGUGAAUGGGAAAUGGAUCCUCACGACCGAGAGGAUGCAGAGUUGGAACCUGACGAGGAUUAUAGGGUGGUUCGGAGGAGGGUGAAAAAGUCGUUGCGAGGCGAAAAGAAGGAGAUCGAAUACAACACCCAUGCUCGCGCAGACGUCAUCGCGGGCAAGGACGAUACGAUCCCCCCCACUUACUUCCAUGUAUUCCAAUCGGAGGAGGAGAUCAACGCUACCCUGAUCCAAGGUGGUUGGGACGAGACCCUCUUCAAGCUGCAGCCUUUGUGGUGGCAGCGCGUGGGCAUUGCAUGGAUGCUGGGAGUAGAGAUGGCGGCGGAGAAGGAGAAGGAGACGUCUCAGUUCGCUGCAGGGCGAGCCAUCCUAGCCGACGCGACCGGCCUCGGCAAGACUUACGAGACGAUUGCUACCAUAAUGUGCCAGGACCGACAGCAAAAAGACCGGUACACUCUUGUGAUCGUCCCCAAGGCGGCCCGACAGCAAUGGAGGAAAGACGUGCGCAACAUGGGUGGGGACCCUGACGAAUGGGUCAUCGUGGACAAUCCUGAAGACUUGGAAUCAGCGAUCAAAAGCAACAAAAAACGCUUCAUCAUCAGCGACAGCAGGGUUGGACUGUGGGGCGGCCCACUAUACACGAGGACUCUCGACCAGGACGUUCAGCGCCUCAUGCGUCGACAUCGUCCCGACCUUUGCACCUGCACCAGCGAUUUCUAUGAGCGUGUCCGUCGCCCUCCACCCAAAAAGGCCAAGAAAAAGAAGGCGGUGUACGACCUCGCCGAUGAAGAAUAUAACAGACAUCCGUUCAUUCAGUUCCAAAAGAGCCAGCGACCCCACUUCGUGUUCCACCGCAUCGUGAUCGACGAGGCGCACAAAAUGCGAACUCAAACGGGAGUCCGAUCGAGAGUGGUGCAGCGACUGAGUACCAUCAGCCGAAAGUGCUGGCUCUUGUCCGCGACUCUUCUACCCAAGGAUGACAAGGACUUGCUUGUCCCCAUGAUCAUGAUGGGUCUUGUUGAUCCGACACCGGCAGGCAACAAGCUGUUCAAGAGGAUGGCUGCGACAAGGCAAGACCUAGCAGCCCAAACUGAAGCGCAACAGUUAGGGCUUGCUCCUAAGCGUUUCCUCCGACGGCCGAUCACCUUGUUGCUGGAACAAUCUGGAUACAGCUUGCAGUUCCCGAUAUAUCAGCAGAUGGCUCACGUUGUCGGCCAGUCUGCUCUCGAACGCGAGAUCUUUACGCAGCUGCGAGCGUUAGCACAUGGCGGCUUUACCCGCUUGGAUGGCAUUUCGCAACAACAGGACGAUGCCAACGUUACUCCAAGCAGUCCGGCCCUGACCUUCUUGGGGACUUUCAGGCGAGCGCUGUAUGAUCCUAGCAUAUUGCUGCAGGCAGAGCAUGCCAUUGGGCCCAAGUUGGCUGCCGGGGAAAUGCAAUUCAACAAGGCAACCAAGACCCAAAAAGGUACAAUUCGAUUCCUAAAAACUACCCCGAGGGGGUGGACGGGUAAUGAGAAACAAGCCGCGAUUCUUCGGGCGACCGAAGUCAGACGAUGGCGCUGGAACAUUGAGCCGGACACAUAUCGAGCAUUCAAGGAGAAGAUCGAGGAGUGGAAACGACAGGGAAAUCCUUCGGCCAAAUUUGCAGAGUUCCAGAACAUCGUAAGGGGACUCAGGAAGACCCCCUUGCCUGAGCGCCCAAUUUACCUGUUCGUGGCUCACGGCAGUAUCUUUCUGGAUAUGGCUUGCGCUUGGUUGCAGACGCUAGGAUUUACGAAGGGCAAUGAUUCUUCGAACUCUCCGGGAAAGCAGCAGCCUUUCUAUCUCACCUACAAACGUGAGGACACGGAUGAGCAGCGUCAAUGGGCUCUGGACCGAUUGCAAUUGGCUACCGAAGACCAGCCCUACCAACCGUUGUGCCUGUUGGCGUCGAUCAAGAUGGUGUCAGAAUCGUUGAAUUUGCAAGCCUGCAGCAAGACUCUCGUCAUAGAUGAGCCAUGGCUCUGGACCGAGGUCGAUCAGUUGGUCGGCAGGACGCAUCGUAUCGGACAGAAACGAGUCACAGCUUUCGGCGUGUUGCUUGUGCAAGAUACACACGAACCUAAGAUUUUCGAGAGACUCGGCAUGAGGAAGGAAUAUCAGGACAAGGUAUUCAACGGCGGCAAAGUCGGACUCACCAAUAAAGACGUCAGAAUGGUCAUGCUGCCUGGGUCUGACCCCAGUAAUGCGCUUGCUAUCGAUGACGAAUCUGGCGAUGAUCCCGACAACGCCAUCACCGUGCAUAGCGAUGAAGAAUAG
Messenger RNA from Filobasidium floriforme, 3069 nucleotides. Its product is annotated as SNF2 family N-terminal domain-containing protein. Lineage: Eukaryota; Fungi; Basidiomycota; Tremellomycetes; Filobasidiales; Filobasidiaceae. Gene Ontology annotation, molecular function: ATP-dependent chromatin remodeler activity; ATP binding. The transcript has 5 exons. Bases 1 to 3069 code for a protein of 1022 amino acids. The record is from RefSeq and is a predicted model, not a curated record.